Agelaius phoeniceus (red-winged blackbird) is the source of this 768-nucleotide messenger RNA. RefSeq names its product anti-Mullerian hormone receptor type 2 (gene AMHR2). The record is from RefSeq and is a predicted model, not a curated record. Gene Ontology annotation, biological process: protein phosphorylation; BMP signaling pathway; cellular response to growth factor stimulus. Gene Ontology annotation, molecular function: ATP binding; transforming growth factor beta receptor activity. Gene Ontology annotation, cellular component: signaling receptor complex; plasma membrane. Lineage: Eukaryota; Metazoa; Chordata; Aves; Passeriformes; Icteridae.
GGAGCGAAGUCCCAGGACCCCCCCGUGCACCCCAAACCCCAAAUCCCCCCCGCACCCGAAACCCUCCGACUCCUCUGCAGCUCCCCCGCCGCCCGGCUCGAUCCAGUCCCGGGGGGGCCCCCCAAACCCCCUGACUCAGUUUGCCCUGGGUGCCUGGGGGGGUUCGGGGGUCCCCGCUCACCCACGGUGCCCCCCCAGGUCCUGGAGUCUCCUGCCAUGUGGAACCCUGGUGCAGGACAGCCGCCCCCCCCCAACCCCGCGUACCCCCCGAACCCCACGUACCCCCCCCAGGUCCCACCCCCCAACCCCGUGUACCCCCCGCCCGCGGCGCCCCCCAACCCGCUGGGGGGGCCAGGGCAGCCCCCGUACCCCGCUGGGCCCCCCCCGUACCCCCCGGGGCCGCCUCUGGCCCCCUCGGGCCCCCCCUUGGGCCCCCCCCUGCCGCAGCCCCCCCACCCGGGGGUGCUCCCCCACCCGGGAGUGCUCCCCUCGCUCCCCCCCGGGCUGGACAAGAAGGCGGCAAAGAAGAUGAAGAAGAGGAUGAAGAAGGCUCACAAGAGGCACAAGCGCUCUUCGUCCUCGUCCUCGUCCUCCUCCUCCAGCAGCUCCGACUGAGGCACCCGCAGGACCCCCCAGAAUCACCUGGGACCACCAGAAACCACCUGGACUCUCUUGGGACCCCCAUCCUGUUCCCCGUCCCCUACUGCUGGUUGGGGGGGUCCCAGGUUGUCCCCCCUGUCCCCCAAUAAAGCUCUGGGACACCCCAAA